GCAUACCCCAAAAUCUCCAAACCCUAGGCGAACUCGGCACGGCGGCGAUGGCAGCGGCGGGCCUGCGGAAGGGGAACGCGCGCCUCCCACCCGAGGUGAACCGGGUGCUGUACGUGCGGAAUCUGCCGUUCAACAUCUCGAGCGAGGAGAUGUACGACAUCUUCGGCAAGUACGGCGCGAUUCGGCAGAUCCGGCUGGGCAACGCCAAGGACACGCGCGGCACCGCCUACGUCGUCUACGAGGACAUAUACGACGCCAAGAACGCCGUCGACCACCUCUCCGGCUUCAACGUCGCCAACCGCUAUCUCAUCGUGCUCUACUACCAGCCCGCCAAGAUGUCCAAGAAGUCGGAUGUCAAGAAGAAGGAGGACGAGAUCACUAGGCUCCAGGAGAAGUACGGAAUAGGGUCCAAGACGCCCGGCCCUGGCUCCACCGACUGAGCGGCCAGAGUAUUGCCUCUGAAGCCUCUUUGUAUGAUGAAGAGUAAUCAGAGGGAACAAACUGGUAGCACUGUGCUGUGUUUCAUCCAGUGUUGCUAAUUACUCUGUGUUGUUAUUCGGUCAAUUGAAUAUAUAUGUGCUUAAUGUGCUACAAUGCUUGUUCCUUUCGUGCUUUUGUAAUCGCCCAUAUAAUGUUAAUCUUUUCUACUAGAAA
This is a messenger RNA of Zea mays, 654 nucleotides long. RefSeq lists its product as uncharacterized. The coding region runs from base 48 to 440 and encodes 130 amino acids. Gene Ontology annotation, molecular function: mRNA binding. The record is from RefSeq and is marked validated. Lineage: Eukaryota; Viridiplantae; Streptophyta; Magnoliopsida; Poales; Poaceae. The transcript has a single exon. Gene Ontology annotation, cellular component: cytoplasm; nucleus.